Molecule: messenger RNA, 1093 nt
Organism: Pelobates fuscus (common spadefoot toad)
Lineage: Eukaryota; Metazoa; Chordata; Amphibia; Anura; Pelobatidae
Gene: CACYBP
Product: calcyclin binding protein
Exons: 6
Coding region: 105-788 (227 amino acids)
Biological process (GO): heart development
Cellular component (GO): nucleus
Molecular function (GO): tubulin binding; ubiquitin protein ligase binding; S100 protein binding
Source: RefSeq, a predicted model, not a curated record
UGCUCGGGUCGCUGUGACGUCAUCAGACUGCGGAAGGUUCCAGAGAGAGCUAGAGUGUCUGUCUCCCUGUGUCAGUCUGUCCGUGCUCUCCGCUACCCCCGGCCAUGGACCCUGCCCUGCUAGAGCUUCAGAACGAUUUGGAUGAGGUGAAACUGUUGCUGGAAAAGGCUACAAGAAAGAGAGUGCGAGAUGUACUUUACGUGGAACAGCGCAAACUGGAGACUGAAAUCACAAACAAACGACAACAACAAACUGCACAGUCUAUGGACGUUCAAAAGCCAUCGGCAGUUGUACCCCCUAUGGUUGGCACAUAUACUGUGAAAAUUAGUAGCUAUGGUUGGGAUCAGUCGGACAAGUUUGUGAAAAUUUACAUUACCUUAAAGGGAGUUCAACAUAUUCCUGUUGAUAAUGUUCAAGUCCAGUUUACGGAAAGAUCCUUUGAAUUAUUAGUAAAGAAUCUAGAUGGAAAGAAUCACACAAUGACUGUAAAUAACUUACUGAAUCCCAUCUCUCCAGAGAGCAGUCUUAGAAAGGUGAAGACAGACACAGUCCUAAUUAUGUGCAGUAAGAAAGCUGAAAAGAAGUGGGAUUAUUUGACUCAAGUCGAGAAACAGACAAAGGAGAAAGACAAACCAUCACUGGACACAAAGGACGAGGAUCCUAGUGCGGGACUAAUGAAUGUCUUGAAGAAAUUGUAUGAUGAUGGAGAUGAUGAAAUGAAGAGAACACUGAAUAAAGCCUGGACAGAGUCAAGGGAGAAACAAGCUAAAGGAGACAUGGAGUUUUAAACAGUCUGUCCAGAAGCCUUAUGCCAAUCUGACGGGCAGGGGUAGCCCUUGCUGUAAAACCUGUGGAAUUGAUCUUGACAGUCUGUUUACAAUCCAGCUAUUUCCUUGGCAUGGACACUGUGCUCUCUUUGCAUCUCAAUAUUGCUGUGGAACCCUGGAGAAUGUAUUUAUAUUGGCAUAAAAAAAAAAAAACCUUCCUAGCCUUUAAAUUUUCAAAACUGCAACCAUGUGUCAAUUUUUGUUAAAUAGCCAUAAAUGUUUUCUGACAUUUUGUUUACAUAUUAAAUAAUCUAACCUCAACUGCU